Eriocheir sinensis (Chinese mitten crab) is the source of this 4100-nucleotide messenger RNA. Its product is annotated as receptor-type tyrosine-protein phosphatase F-like. NCBI's taxonomy places the organism in Eukaryota, Metazoa, Arthropoda, Malacostraca, Decapoda, Varunidae. Gene Ontology annotation, molecular function: protein binding; protein tyrosine phosphatase activity. The record is from RefSeq and is a predicted model, not a curated record. The transcript has 29 exons. Gene Ontology annotation, biological process: protein dephosphorylation. The coding region runs from base 197 to 3847 and encodes 1216 amino acids.
GCCCACAGAUCCAUAGCUAGGCUGCUAACCACUUCACCAUGAAGGCACGCACGUUAUGAAAUUCAACCUUUGAAACGUGCCCACUAUUCUGCGUUACAUAAAGAUUCUGUAUCGAAUAAUUUAUGUACGGUAACUGUAAGUAAUCUAAGAAACAAUACCCAUGAACGUAUUUUUGGUAAUGACUAUUUAAAACAUCAUGAUUUCUUAUGCAGAUUCUCAAGAUAGCCUCGUAGAGGAAUCUGAUGAUAAUCCUGAACCAACGGUGACGCCCUGCAAAGAUGGAGACUCCAGGCUGCCACGUUUCAAGAACCCGCCAAGUGUGACAUCCAUCACGGCAAACAGUGCGAUGGUGGGUCUCACCCCUUGGACGACACAAUAUUACAUUGGUGAAAUGCCAGAUGGCAGCCAGCCCUCCUUCGUGCUGCAGUUUUGGGAAGAUGGGAGCAGGAGGCUCGCUCAGGAGUACAAAACAUUUGCACGGAACACACACACGUUCUCUGGCCUGACACCGGGCACGAUGUACACGUUCUCUGACAUAAAAGCGAACAUGAUGUACACGUUCUCUGGCCUGACACCGAACACAAGUUACCACGUCCAGGCGCUGGUGAAGGUGACGGUGGGCGGCAAGACCUGCACGGCUGACGGGGAGGAGGUGAAGGCCAUGAACUUCACCACUUUUUGUCCAGAUCCGCCGAAGCCUGUAGGACUGUCAGCCACCAGACGCUACGACACCAGAAUUGCUGUUCAAUGGUCGCCUGUGAGGUACCCGCGGCAGUGUGAUCUACAGUACCGGCUAAAAGUGGAGAAGAAACGGGGCAAUAAUCGUUUUAUCAAAGAUCAUGUGACAGAGGAGGUGCAUGCUUCUAUUACCAACCUGCAGCCCUACACUGACUACCUUGUCAUGGUUCAGUCAAAGAGUGGCGGGAAGUAUUCUGAUAUCACCUACACCACUGUCAAAACACUUCCUUCCAAACCUGGGAAAGUGACCGGUCUGCGAAAGGUGGAGGCAAACGGGACUUCCCUGCUGGUGACUUGGGAUCACCCCCAGGACAACCCCCCUAAAGGAGAGCUUGAGUCCUUCAAAGUUUCCUGGGGAGUAAUAGGGGUGACCACAGGAUAUAAAUCUAGAAAAGUGGGACUACAAAAGAGGUGUCAUAUAACCAACCUUAACCCCGGCACUACAUACACCAUCAAGGUUCGAGGGAAGAACAAAGACGUGGGAAGGUUCGGUGAACCGGCUGAAAUCAUCGCCACCACCACCCAGGGAGUGCCACCGAAAGUCGUGGGGCUAACAAAUCCAAACGCCACUGUGUCGUGGCUCACCGUGUCGUGGAAAACACCCAACACCAAGACGGGUAUCACCAGCUUCUACAACGUUAAGCUCCGGCCCGCUCCUGCUGCUGCUUCCACAAACGACAGCCCUCAGUGGAACAAAACCGUUCACAAAACACAGGCUGAGUUCGAUGGCCUGGAAGCCGGAACGAAGUACACAGUUCAAGUGCGGGCGUGCAACUCCGAGAGCUGUGGCGACACAUUGGUGGGAGACGUCUGGACGCGCCCCGCCCCCCCACGCCUCCUGGAGGAGGGAGUGGACCUUGGGGAGGCCACUGGGGCCACCAUGACCAUCCAGCUGCCCCUCCUCGCAAACCCCCCCGGGUGGCACUACGUGAUGGUGCAGCGGCAGGGGACAGGCGUGUCGUCAACGAACUUGGAACAGGAGCUCAUGAAUACUGCGCGCGCCCUCGUGAAGGAGGAAAAUAAUCAAACUCGCCAGCGUCGUUCAGUUGACUCUCCCAUAAUGUACAUUGCGGCCAAGCUGCAGCAGGAGGAUGAUACGAGGCUACAAGUGACUUUGGGCGACAACAAGACCUCCGACGACCGUUACUAUAACCAGCCCUUGGAGAAGGGCGCUGCCUACUGGACGCUGGUAGUGACAGAGAAGAGGAGCGGCUCCUGGAAUGAGAUGGUGUGCAGUGUCCCCCGGAGAUUCGUGGCAGCCCCCAACAACACAUUUGAGGGGCUGGGUCUGGCGGCUGGGAUGGCAACGAUGUUGUUGGUGAUAGCAGCGCUGGCCAUUGUUUGCAUAAAGAAACGGCACCAACUGAGGGUGAAAAUGACCAGAGACCGCAUCGUAAAUGACUACCCACUCGCUACAUUACGCGGCGAUCCCUACUUCCUCCCUUUGGAGCACCACAACAAAGGGGAGGGAGACUCACCGACAUUGGGAUGGAACAACUCCUGCCCAUCCCAUGUCAGCCAAGACCCUGCCAAGGAAGACAUCUAUGCUAACGCAACGCUGCUAGUUUCCCAAAAAGACCUGGAGGCGUAUCUCCUGAGGGCCGUGUUGUCCGCAGAAACCAAAGAGGAGUUUGCCAAAGUUCCCAUCCUACUCUCAAGCAACACAUCAGCAAGCAGCCUGCCAGAAAACCGCACCAAGAACAGAUACCGGAUGAACGUGACCUAUGACGAGACGCGAGUGGUACUACCCCUGUAUGACAACAUUCCUCACAGUGACUAUAUCAACGCCAACUUCAUAGAGGGCCCAGGCCGCCGAGAUGCCUUCAUCGCCACCCAGGGUCCAAAGGAGGAAACGGUUGGGGCAUUCUGGCGAAUGGUGUGGCACACUCAGUGCCCUGCUAUAGUGAUGGUGGCCAACUUAACAGAGCGUGGCAAGGUGAAGGUGACACAAUACUGGCCUGAGCGUCAAACACUACUAGCUGAGGGCCUCACCGUCACCCCGGGCAGUGUUACAUCCACGAUGGACUUUGUGAUUCGGAUUUUCAUCCUGUCCGACGGGAGCACCCAAAGACAGGUGACACAUUACCAGUACAUUGCCUGGCCAGACCACGGUGUGCCCCAGAUGGCAUACGGCCUGGCUAACAUGCUGAAAAAGGUGCGCCUGAACCAUGACAACUGCCAUCCCAUCACGGUGCACUGCAGCGCGGGCAUCGGGCGCACUGGCACGGUGAUCUUGGUUCUGUACCUCCUGGAACAACUGAAGGCCGGGAGUGAAUUGAACACGAUGAUUGCUCUGUCUACCCUGAGGCGCGGCCGUGGCAGGCUGGUGGAGAACAUUGAUCAGUACAUCUUCGCCCAUCAGGUGCUUAACGAGGUACUGUUCGGUCUGGACACAGCCUUACCCUGCCACUCUUUUGACAAGAAAUUGUCGGCUAUCCGUUCCCCGCAGGCUCCCAACGGCAUCUCGCCUCUCCAGCAGCAAUUCAAGAAACUCAAGAGUCUCCCAAAAGACAUGUCCUUCAAGUAUGCCAAAGAUCCAGCAGUUGCCAGCCUUAACAGGAACAAGGACAUUCUGCCAGCUGACUGCCGCCUCCUGUUCGUGCCAUCGCUGACCUCUGGGCUGGAGUCUCGCUACCUAAAUGUUGUCAGGAUCAACGGUGCUGACAUGAAGGACGCCUACAUAGCAGGGGAGCAUCCCCAGACCCACACGCUGGCCAAGAUGUGGAGUCUUGUGCACGAGAAGGAGAUUGGUGCGUGGCUGAUGAUGCACGACUUCCCUGCCGGUGACAUGGAGUUCCCGCAAGUCGUGUGUGACUCGUCACUGCUGCAGAACAUGACACUGACAGCCUCGGAACCACGUAGCUUUGACCACUACAAGGAGCAGGAGGUGGACAUCAGUUUGUUCUCUCUGGGAAAAGUCAGAAAGCACAGAUGUGUUCUGCUGACACUCAAGGGGUGGGCCGCUAAUCACAGCCUGCCCGCCUCUCCCAGGCCUCUCAUCUCUCUCAUCGAACGAACCCUAGCCAUCCCAAGGUACAAGCAGAUUCUCAUGACAUGCAGGGAUGGUGUGACAAACUGCAGCGUGGUUGCGGCGCUGCUGGUGCCAUAGGACACACCAAACUGACACAGGAAGUGGACUUAUACCAGGCAGCAGCCAGUGUGAUGAACGACAGACCAGAGUUCAUUGUGAAUGAGGACCAGUACGAGUUCCUUCACCUUGCAAUGAACGCCUUCCUCAGCAACGAGAGACUCUAUGGCAACUUCAACUGAGGAUCACAGGCCUGGCGCCCCCAGCAACGCACCGUCACCAACACACCCACUCAAGCACACUAAAGCUGGAUACUUAUAUAUAUAUAUAUAUA